Messenger RNA from Kogia breviceps (pygmy sperm whale), 4471 nucleotides. NCBI's taxonomy places the organism in Eukaryota, Metazoa, Chordata, Mammalia, Artiodactyla, Physeteridae. The record is from RefSeq and is a predicted model, not a curated record.
CAUGGGCUUCCUCAGCAGCAGAGCUGGAAGGGUUUUCCGACAUCAUCCAGCACUUUCACGCGUGGAAUGUCCAUACUGUGCCUCUUCAGAAAGGUAAGACCAGGAAAGUUCUUACUGUCAGCCCCUCAGGGCAAGAGCACACACGCACCCAGAGCCCAGAGGCAUCUCGUGGCUCUUGCGGCUUCCCACACAAAGUCCCCCUGGCGGCUUCUCUCCCUGUGCAGCUGCCUCUCCAGUUUUCGGGGGCCUUAGUUCCCCAGGGCCUUCAAUCCCCAAGGCAGACGUCAGAUCCUCUCCAUUUCUAGGGCCGCUGUCAGCCUGACCGCAAGUCAGGGGGUUGUAUCAGGACUGAAUUUCUCUUCAGAGAGCCUCAUUUUCUUACCAUGGCUCGGUUUGUGCCAUGUUCCAGGAGGGGACACCUAAGCCUCACCUGCCCUGUGUUGGUGGCAAAACAAAGGCCUAAGGAGAGGAAAAGCCUUGCCCUCAACCCCUCAGUCUGUCUAGGUCGGCUCCAGGCUUCCACUUUCUUUUUUCUUUUCUUUUCCAUCAGCUUCAGGCAAGGGGCUCAAAGUCCUUUAGGCCAGAGCUUGGUGGAUCAUGGUGCCUGGACAGGGGAACCAGAUGGGUAGCUGGCGGCCCCUCCUGCCCAGUACUCCUGGGGCCGCACAGGGACGGAACUGGGAAGAGCGCUAGUGUGUCCAGCAGUGAUGAGCGCAGGCUCCCUGCUGGAUCCUCUGGCACCCUCAGGCACCCGUUUACGGAGUUCAGAGGCCACAGACGCCGCCCCCAUGCCUCCCAAGUGUCCCUUCUGUGCUCAAAGGGCAGAGGCUGUGACGGGCUCCCGGGCACAGGAUGUGCCGUGGCCUGGCCCAGCUCCUCACGCUCCCGGUCUCUACCCAACAGCCACCCGCCUGCCCCUGCCAUGGAGACCUUCUUUAGGAGACACUUCCGGCGGAAGGCACCAGGCCCUGGAGAGGGGCAGAGGCGGCCCGGCGGCGUGGGGCUGCCCACGGGCAAGGCCCGGCGCCGCUCGCCUGCAGGGCAGGCCUCCUCCUUGCUGGUCCAGCGGCGCCGCUCCAGCCCACAGCUGCAGGGCUGCCUCCUGGGCUGCGGGAUGGGGGCCCGGCGCUCCAGCCGCCGGCGCUCCAGCACCGCGCCCCCCGCCUGCAACCCCCGCUUCACCGUGGAUGAGGUGCCCGCCCUGCAGCCUGCCGCUGUUGGGGCCCCGCGUCUGGGCGCACCCCUGCUGUUGGCCGGGCUCGUGGGCAUGGAUGAGGAGGGGGGCGUCCAGGAGGAGGAUGUGACAGUUGCGUCAUUGAUGGCCACCCAGCCAGGCACCAAGAGACCGGGGUCAUCCCCACAUCGGGGAGCCCUGCCCCUGCUGCCCAUUCCCCGCUGGCGCCGGCGCCGGGCCUCCUCUCACCUGCUGCCCGCUGACGUGGUGAAAGACCACGCCCUCUGGGGCCUGCACGGUUACUACCGGCCCCUCAGCCAGCAGCGGCCCUCAGGCCAGCACCUCAGCCUGGGGGGCCGAAGAGCCUCGGGCACCGCAGCUGGCCCCGGGUUGCCUGCCUGCGUGCGCCCGCUGUCCCGCAGACGCCAGGUAGCCCUGCGGCGCAAGUCAGCCGGACCCCAGACCUGGAGUGCCCUGCUUGCGAAAGCCAUCACCAAGUCAGGCCUCCAGCACCUGGCACCCCCUCCUCCUGCUCCUGGGGCCCCGCGCGGUGAGCCUGAGCGCCAGAUCCGGAGCACUGUGGACUGGAGCGAGUCAGCGACGUAUGGGGAACACAUCUGGUUUGAGACCAACGUGUCCGGGGACUUCUGCUAUGUUGGAGAGCAGUACUGUGUAGCCAAGAUGCUGAAAUCAGUGUCCCGGAGAAAGUGUGCAGCUUGCAAGAUUGUGGUGCACACCCCCUGCAUUGAACAGCUCGAGAAGAUAAAUUUCCGCUGUAAGCCGUCCUUCCGAGAAUCAGGCUCCAGGAACGUCCGUGAGCCAACCUUCGUGCGGCACCACUGGGUACACAGGCGGCGCCAGGAUGGCAAGUGUCGGCACUGCGGGAAGGGCUUCCAGCAGAAGUUCGCCUUCCACAGCAAGGAGAUCGUGGCCAUCAGCUGCUCCUGGUGCAAGCAGGCAUACCACAGCAAGGUGUCCUGCUUCCUGCUGCAGCAGAUCGAGGAGCCGUGCUCCCUGGGGGUCCACGCCGCCGUGGUCAUCCCGCCCACCUGGAUCCUCCGUGCCCGCAGGCCCCAGAAUACCCUCAAGGCAAGCAAGAAGAAGAAGAGGGCAUCCUUCAAGAGGAAAUCUAGCAAGAAAGGGCCUGAGGAGGGCCGCUGGAGACCCUUCAUCAUCAGGCCCACCCCGUCCCCCCUCAUGAAGCCCCUGCUGGUGUUCGUGAACCCCAAGAGUGGGGGCAACCAGGGCGCCAAGAUCAUCCAGUCCUUCCUCUGGUAUCUCAAUCCCCGGCAAGUCUUUGACCUGAGCCAGGGAGGGCCCAAGGAGGCGCUGGAGAUGUACCGCCGGGUGCACAACCUGCGGAUCCUGGCCUGCGGGGGUGAUGGCACGGUUGGCUGGAUCCUCUCCACCCUGGACCAGCUGCGCUUAAAACCACCGCCGCCCGUCGCCAUCCUGCCCCUGGGCACCGGCAACGACUUGGCCCGCACCCUCAACUGGGGUGGGGGCUACACCGAUGAGCCCGUGUCCAAGAUCCUCUCCCACGUAGAGGAGGGCAACGUGGUGCAGCUGGACCGCUGGGACCUCCGUGCUGAGCCCAACCCUGAGGCGGGGCCCGAGGAGCGAGAUGAGGGGGCCACCGACCGGCUGCCGCUGGAUGUCUUCAACAACUACUUCAGCCUGGGCUUUGAUGCCCACGUCACCCUGGAGUUCCACGAGUCUCGAGAGGCCAACCCAGAGAAAUUCAACAGCCGCUUUCGGAAUAAGAUGUUUUACGCCGGGACAGCCUUCUCCGACUUCCUGACGGGCAGCUCCAAGGACUUGGCCAAGCACAUCCGCGUGGUGUGUGACGGGACUGACCUGACCCCCAAGAUCCAGGACCUGAAACCCCAGUGCAUUGUUUUCCUGAACAUCCCCAGGUACUGCGCGGGCACCAUGCCCUGGGGCCACCCUGGGGAGCACCAUGACUUCGAGCCCCAGCGGCACGACGAUGGCUACCUCGAGGUUAUCGGCUUUACCAUGACAUCCCUGGCGGCACUGCAGGUGGGCGGGCACGGCGAGCGGCUGACACAGUGCCGAGAGGUGCUGCUCACCACGUCCAAGGCCAUCCCGGUGCAGGUGGACGGCGAGCCCUGCAAGCUCGCGGCCUCACGCAUCCGCAUCUCCCUGCGCAACCAGGCCACCAUGGUGCAGAAGGCCAAGCGGCGGAGCGCCGCCCCCCUGCACAGCGACCAGCGGCCGGUGCCGGAGCAGCUGCGGGUCCAGGUGAGCAGGGUCAGCAUGCACGACUACGAGGCCCUGCACUAUGACAAGGAGCAGCUCAAAGAGGCCUCCGUGCCCUUGGGCACCGUGGUGGUCCCAGGAGACAGCGACCUGGAGCUGUGCCGCGCCCACAUCGAGAGGCUCCGGCAGGAGCCCGAAGGUGCUGGAGCCAAGUCCUCGACGUGCCAGAAACUCUCCCCCAAGUGGUGCUUCCUGGAUGCCACCACUGCUAGCCGCUUCUACAGAAUCGACAGGGCCCAGGAACACCUCAACUAUGUGACGGAGAUCGCACAGGAUGAGAUUUAUAUCCUGGACCCUGAGCUGCUGGGGGCGUCUGCCCAACCCGACCUCCCAACCCCCUCUUCCCCUCUCCCCACCUCGCCCUGCUCACCCAGGCCCCGGUCACUGCCAGGGGAUGCUGCACCCCCUACAGGUGAAGAGCUGAUCGAGGCUGCCAAGAGGAACGAUUUCUGUAAGCUCCAGGAGCUGCACCGAGCCGGGGGUGACCUCAUGCACCGAGACGAGCGGAGCCGCACGCUCCUGCACCACGCCGUCAGCACCGGCAGCAAGGAAGUGGUCCGCUACCUGCUGGACCACGCCCCCACAGAGAUCCUUGAUGCUGUGGAGGAAAAGACCCUGAACUUCCUGCCCUUUCUGAUGGCCUUCGGGAGACGGGAGGGCUCAGAGGACUGGAUGGGGUCCACAGCCAGCCCCUGUUCCCCCAGCGGGGAGACCUGUCUGCACCAGGCCGCAGCCCUGGGCCAGCGCACCAUCUGCCACUACAUCGUGGAGGCCGGGGCCUCUCUCAUGAAGACGGACCAGCAGGUGAGCAGACUAGCAGCGCAGGCAGGGAAUCCACGCACACACGGAGCAACCCUUUCCCAAACUCCAGCCCGGGGGGAGGGGAGUCGGGGGGGAGGGCCGCCUCGGGGGAUUCAAAGCUGCCCUUCAACCGGCACAGUCCAGACCCCGAGAACCUGAGCCAGCAAGAGUUGGCUGCUCCCGAGGGAAGAGCCCGCGUCUUCUAAGCCUGCUGGG